Microthlaspi erraticum is the source of this 354-nucleotide messenger RNA. The record is from the annotation of a GenBank genome assembly. NCBI's taxonomy places the organism in Eukaryota, Viridiplantae, Streptophyta, Magnoliopsida, Brassicales, Brassicaceae.
AUGGGUCAUCUUCUUCCUUUUCUUCAUUUCUCAAAGUUACUUGCACAAAAAGGUCACAAAAUCUCCUUCAUUUCAACACCAAGAAACAUUGACAGACUUCCCAAAUUACCACCAAACCUCUCUUUCUCCAUAACCUUCGUCUCUCUCCCUCUCUUUCCUUUCCCCAACUUACCUCCUUCCUCUGAAUCCUCCUUGAACGUGUCUUACAACAACCAACAAUCUCUCAAAUCCGCCUUCGAUCUUCUUCGGUUACCAUUAACAGAGUUUCUCCGAAGCUCAUCUCCGGAUUGGAUCAUAUACGACUACCCUUCUCACUGGCUUCCCUCAGUCGCGACGGAGCUCGGAUUCUCCUAA